Messenger RNA from Rubroshorea leprosula, 2060 nucleotides. NCBI's taxonomy places the organism in Eukaryota, Viridiplantae, Streptophyta, Magnoliopsida, Malvales, Dipterocarpaceae. The record is from the annotation of a GenBank genome assembly.
GAAUACACCGCCUUCUUCUCCGUUUCUCUCUCUAAAACCCUUCUCUCAACCUCGCCGCAGUUCUUCCCUUCUUAUUUAUGGACAAAGGGUGGGGUCUCACCCUCGAUUCUGAUCCCGCCAUUCCUUUCUUCACCAAGAAGCUGAAGUCGCCGUCGUCGCCUUCUGUCAAUCACCCUUUCUUCGGUCUCAAGCGAGAAAUGUUUCAGUUCCCUGUCGGUCUCGGCGCCUCCCGCGAGGACCCUCCCUCUGAUACUACUUCUCCGCCUUCCGACGGCAACCGUGUACCCGAGGUUGACUUCUUCUCUAAUAACAAGAAUAGGGUCGUCGCCGCCGUUGAUCAUGACCAUGAUAAGGAUAGCAAAACCCCCUCUAGAGUUAAUGUCAAGAAGGAGAAUUCCCAUAGCGACGCCGGUCCAAGUGCCGAUAUUGACCAUGUAAAUACUGGGUUGCAUCUUCUCACUGCUAACACUGGAAGUGAUCAAUCAACGGUUGAUGAUGGCGUAUCAUCGGAAAUGGAAGACAAACGAUCUAAGAGUGAGCUAGCUCAAUUACAAGUAGAAUUGCAACGGAUGAAUGCAGAAAAUCAAAGGCUGAGAGAAAUGGUUAGUCAAGUAAGCACCAAUUACAGCUCUCUACAGAUGCAUUUCAUGGCCUUAAUGCAACAGCAACAGAAUCACGCAACCGAGAGCCGCCAAGAACAUGAGGUUCUUGAUGGGAAAUCGGAAGAGAAGAAGCAUGGGGUGGUGGUACCAAGGCAAUUUAUAGAUCUAGGGCCAUCAGGAACGGCGGAGACUGACGAUCUGUCUCAUUCUUCGUCUGAAGAAAGGACGCGUUCCGGGUCACCUUCGAACAAUAUAGAGGCGGUAUCCAAGGAUUAUGUUAAGAGCAAUGGUAAGAACGAGAUUACUCCAUUUGAUCAAGACACCUCUAGUCUCCGGAAUGGUAAGAGAAGAGGGGAAAGCCCUGAACCUGAAGGUUGGGGUAAUAACAAAGUUCAGAAACCGAAUCCUGCUGCUAAGGGUACUGUUGAUCAGUCCACCGAGGCCACCAUGAGGAAAGCUCGUGUCUCAGUUCGAGCUCGAUCAGAAGCUCCCAUGAUUUCUGAUGGGUGUCAAUGGAGAAAAUAUGGACAAAAGAUGGCUAAGGGAAACCCAUGUCCACGAGCUUAUUAUCGUUGUACCAUGGCAGUUGGUUGUCCUGUUCGCAAACAAGUUCAACGUUGUGCGGAGGAUAGAACAAUCUUAAUAACUACUUAUGAAGGCAAUCACAAUCAUCCACUUCCCCCUGCUGCAAUGGCAAUGGCAUCAACAACAGCAGCAGCUGCUAGCAUGUUGCUUUCGGGUUCAAUGUCCAGCGCAGAUGGGCUAAUGAACCCUAAUUUGCUAGCAAGAGCUAUCCUUCCUUGCUCCACAAGCAUGGCAACCAUCUCAGCUUCUGCUCCAUUCCCAACUGUCACAUUAGACCUCACUCAUUCACCUAACCCUCUGCAAUUCCAAAGACCUCCAACCCCAUUCCAGCUCCCUUUUCCAGCCCAGCCCCAGAACCUUGGCUCCGUCUCAGCCCCACAAUUGCCUCAGAUUUUUGGUCAAGCACUCUACAACCAGUCAAAAUUCUCCGGUUUGCAAUUAUCGCAAGACAUAGGAUCUUCCCAAUUAACCCACCAAGCUCCUCCAGCCCAACUCCACCAACCACAGCCUCCCACCCUGGCUGACACUGUUAGUGCCGCCACAGCAGCCAUCACGGCCGACCCCAACUUCACCGCCGCCCUCGCAGCCGCCAUCUCCUCCAUAAUUGGUGGCGCUCAUCCUAGUAACAGCAACACCUCCAACACCAACAACAGCAAUCCCAACAAGCAAUAAGAUCAGCACUUUCCCUGUCCCUCAUUGUUAAUGUUCUUUUUUUCUUUUUUUCUUUCUUUUUGUGAGAAAGAGAUCAACUUAGAUUUUACGUGUUCAUAUUUUGUCAUUAUGGGGAGGGUCAAUAGGAAACAAAACCAAAUGUACUUCAUUUUUUCUUGACAUUCUUGUUAUUUCAUUUCCUAAUAAUUUCAUUCAAAUUAC